Rangifer tarandus platyrhynchus (Svalbard reindeer) is the source of this 219-nucleotide messenger RNA. The record is from the annotation of a GenBank genome assembly. NCBI's taxonomy places the organism in Eukaryota, Metazoa, Chordata, Mammalia, Artiodactyla, Cervidae.
AUGCUGGCGCGUGUCACCCGCUGCAGCCUCAUCCUGGGGGACAAGGGCACCGUCCUGGGCGGCGACGAUGGCCGAGAAGAGCAGGGGCGGGGGUGGGGAGGGGACGGCCCAGCGCCACGUGCCCACACCUCGGGCCACAGCCGGCCCCGGCCCCGGGACUCGCGCACGCGCUGGGGCGCCCUCUCGCUCCGGCCGCCGCCUCACUGCGACCAGCCUUAG